UUUUAAUCUGUGUGUUUAACGCCAACCGCUGACGCUGAAUGAUAAAAUUUUGUUUUCAUUUAGCUUUUUAGCGGUUAAAUUAACAAAUUUACGGGAAACAAAAAGAUUUCAUUUUACAUUAUCAAGUAUAAAUUAGUAAAUUCACAUAAUAAGUACAAACAAUCUAAUUACUGAAACUAUCAUACUAAAACAUAACCUACAAUGCCUUUUCUUGAUGGGAAGGAAAUCGAGCUGGUGUUUAGUGAAGAGGACUUACCUUAUGAGGAGGAAAUUCUUCGAAAUCCGUUUUCUGUGAAGCACUGGCUUCGGUAUAUUGAGCAUAAGAAAGGAUCGUCAAAAAAUGAGAUAAAUCUUAUAUAUGAAAGAGCUAUUAAAGAACUACCAGGUUCCUUUAAGCUGUGGUAUAAUUAUCUUAAGAUAAGAAGAUCACAAAUAAAAGGCAAAUGUGUUACAGAUCCAUGCUAUGACCAUGUUAAUAAUGUCUUUGAAAGAUCUUUGGUGUUUAUGCAUAAAAUGCCCAGAAUAUGGAUGGACUACUGCACUUUUCUGACUGACCAGUGUAAAAUUACAAUUACUAGAAAAGCAUUUGAUAGUGCUCUUCGUGCCCUACCCAUCACCCAACAUCAUAGAAUAUGGCCACUUUACUUGAAGUUCUUGAAAAAACAUGACAUACCUGAAACAGCUGUUAGAGUUUUCCGAAGAUACUUAAAACUGUGCCCAGAAGAUACAGAAGAGUACAUAGACUACUUGACAUCAAUUGAUAAGUUAGAUGAAGCUGCAGUAAAACUAGCUCAAAUUGUUAAUAAUGAAAAUUUUCAAUCUAAACAUGGCAAAUCCAACCACCAACUGUGGAAUGAACUGUGUGAGCUAAUAUCAAAGAAUCCUGAUAAGAUUCAUACCCUCAAUGUUGAUGCUAUUAUUAGAGGAGGACUAAGACGAUACACUGAUCAAUUGGGACACUUGUGGAACUCACUGGCUGAUUAUUAUGUACGAAGUGGACUCUUUGAUAGAGCAAGAGACAUUUAUGAAGAAGCUAUUCAGACUGUUACCACAGUCCGGGACUUUACACAAGUGUUUGAUGCUUAUGCACAAUUUGAAGAGCUAAGUUUGAGUAAAAAAAUGGAGGAAGUUGCUAAAAAACCAAGCCCAACUGAAGAUGAUGAUAUUGACUUAGAACUACGGCUAGCAAGGUUUGAAUACCUUAUGGAAAGAAGACUACUACUUCUAAACUCUGUUCUUUUACGUCAAAAUCCCCACAAUGUAGCAGAAUGGCACAAAAGAGUUAAGCUUUAUGAAGGCAAGGCUCAUGAGAUCAUAGACACAUAUACAGAAGCUGUCCAAACAGUAGAUCCUAAACUUGCUGUUGGAAAACUGUACUCCCUGUGGGUAGCCUUUGCUAAAUUUUAUGAAGAAAAUGACCAGAUUGAAGAUGCCAGGUUAAUAUUUGAAAAGGCUACACAGGUCCCGUAUGCCAAAGUUGAUGAUUUGGCAUCAGUAUGGUGUGAGUGGGCUGAAAUGGAAAUUAGGCAUGAAAACUAUGAAGAGGCACUGAAGUUAAUGCAAAAAGCCACAGUAUUGCCCAGCAGAAAAGUGGCUUACCAUGAUGAUACAGAGACUGUUCAAAUGAGACUUUACAAAUCAUUGAAGGUAUGGUCCAUGUAUGCAGAUCUGGAAGAAAGUUUUGGAACAUAUAAAUCUUGCAAAGCUGUGUAUGACCACAUAAUAGACUUGAAAAUCGCCACACCACAGAUAAUUAUCAACUAUGGUCUCUUUUUAGAGGAACAUAAUUACUUUGAAGAAGCUUUCAGAGCAUAUGAGAAAGGGAUAGCUCUUUUUAAGUGGCCCAAUGUUUACGACAUAUGGAAUACUUACCUUACGAAAUUCUUAAACAGAUAUAAUGGAACUAAACUAGAAAGAGCCAGAGAUUUAUUUGAGCAGUGCCUAGAAAACUGCCCUCCUGAGUUUGCGAAAUCGGUAUUUUUACUGUAUGCUAAACUAGAAGAGGAACAUGGUUUGGCCAGGCAUGCCAUGGCUGUGUAUGAGCGUGCAACUACUUCUGUUCUCCCAGAAGAAAUGUUUGAUAUGUUCAACAUUUACAUAAAGAAGGCCGCGGAAAUAUAUGGGGUCCCGAAGACACGUCAAAUAUACGAAAAAGCGAUAGAAUCUUUAUCAGAGGAGAAAGCACGUGAGAUGUGCUUACGAUUCUCAGAAAUGGAAACGCGGCUUGGGGAGGUGGAUCGCGCUCGUGCUAUUUACGCCCACUGCAGUCAAAUGUGUGACCCGAGGAUCACUGCAGAGUUCUGGAACACUUGGAAAGAAUUUGAAGUUAAACAUGGAAAUGAAGAUACAAUGCGCGAAAUGUUGAGAAUCAAGAGAAGUGUCCAAGCCACAUACAACACUCAAGUGAACAUGAUGUCUGCUCAGAUGCUGAGCUCUGCAGCCCAAGCUGCUGGUACUGUUUCAGAUCUUGCCCCAGGAAUGAAGGAUGGCAUGAGAAUGUUGGAGGCCAAAGCAGCAGAAAUGGCUGUACUUAACAAAGGUAACAUCCUCUUUGUACGAGGAGAAACUCAAGGGCUUAAAGAAGCAGACAAGGUGGUUAAUCCAGAUGAGAUUGACAUUGAUGAAGAUGACGAUGAAGGCUCUGCAAAUAGUGAAGAAGAUGAGCCAGUACAGAAAAAAACUAUACCAGCAGCCGUUUUUGGUGGCUUAGCUCCCAGUACCAGCCAAGAUAGUGAUUAGACUUAGACUAUAAGGAAACUUAUUGGUACUGAAAAUUUGUAAGUAAACUAAUAAAUUAAUUUAAGGAGAA
Plutella xylostella (diamondback moth) is the source of this 2809-nucleotide messenger RNA. RefSeq names its product Pre-mRNA-splicing factor SYF1 fand (gene fand). The record is from RefSeq and is a predicted model, not a curated record. Gene Ontology annotation, molecular function: protein binding. Gene Ontology annotation, cellular component: U2-type catalytic step 2 spliceosome; Prp19 complex; post-mRNA release spliceosomal complex. Gene Ontology annotation, biological process: generation of catalytic spliceosome for first transesterification step; mRNA splicing, via spliceosome. NCBI's taxonomy places the organism in Eukaryota, Metazoa, Arthropoda, Insecta, Lepidoptera, Plutellidae.